GUGAUGCGCUCGGGAGGCGCCUCCGCAGCCGCUCCGCGGAGCCGCGCCGGGGCCGAGCCGAGCCGGGCCGGGCAGCGCAGGCACGGUUGAAGCCCCCCGGAGCGGUGCUGUCGGGAGGCGAUGGGUGGCCCAGGUGGGGUGCGGAGACCUGGAGGCAGCGGCUUCGGUUGUGUGCGGCGAUAUCCAUCAAGGCGGGACUGGGGGAGCGCCGGGCUGGCGUCGGCGUGAGGUCACGCAGGGGUGCUGAGGUCACGCAGGGGUGCUGAGGUCACGUACGGGUGCUGAGGUCACGCACGGACCUGGAUGCUGCUGGUGGCCGUUUAGAUGUGCCCUACAUUUUGGGGCUCCACCAUUUGGAGAGGCGACACUCAGCCGGAGCCGUUCGCCCCGUCGCACCCGGCUGUCACGCUCGCCCGCACCGAGAUGCUUCGUGUGGCCGGAGCCAGCAGCUCACGUGUGCUCGGCCCCUCUGCAAGAUGAAACGAGCAGCAGUACCACCGCUGGAUGAGCUUCUGGAAGCCCUGGCUUGUUCCCUCAGCAAGGCCAGGCUGCCCGCUGUGAUUUUCGGGUGUGCACAUCCCCGUGCCCUCUUCUGAGGGGCGCUGGCACCGGUGUACGGCUUGCAGCCCCCAGGAGCUGUGCCCCUGGGGAUGUCCUCCCCUGAGCACCAAGCUGCCGUCGGUCUGCACCGCCCCAGCGGGGUGUAUUUCGGAGCUGCCAGGAGGAAGAUCUCGCCUUUGAAGGUGCCCUUGAGCAGAUGACUGACAAGGUGAUGAACGGGAGGGUGCCCCUGCCCGAAAAAGCCUUGUCCGAGGGCUAUGCCCGGCUGCGCUACAGGGACACCUCGCUGCUCAUCUGGCAGCAGCAGCAGCAGAAGCUGGAGUCAGCGCCGCCCAACACGUACCUGAGCCGGAGCCGCAGUAUGUGGUACUCGCAGUACGGCAACGAAGCCAUCCUGGUGCGGGACAAAAACAAGCUGGAUGUCUCCAGGGACACGGGACAGUCCAAGUUUUGUGCUAUCAUGUAAUUCCGGCGGCUUGGCAUCAGGAAUCUGCAUGUGGAGACGAACCAGACCUGCAUCAAGCUGGGAGCGGAGGGCUCGCACCGUUCCACCAGACCUGCGGCUAAGGCCGGGUGUGGGAUAGGUCAGGAAGGCUGCUGGAAAUUUACGUUUAUUUUUUGCUGUCGGUAGCGUCUGAUUUUGCAUGUUGUUGAGCGUAUAUAACAAAAACAGCCUCGCUCAGGAACUGAUGAGCCUGUGUUUGCCGCCUAGCAUCAUCGGCAGGGUCCGUGCUGGACCAUGUGUUGCUUGUAAGUGGCUUGUGUACCGUGAACAACACCCGCUGCCAUUUGGGAACUGUCCCCAGCAGGCACUUUACCUUGCUAGUCCUUAGGCAUUGCCAAAGCUCUGCGAACGCUGGUGGGAGACAGGCGAGUCUAGAUUGGAUACUGCUGAGAUUAAGAUUUUAGGAAGAUUAUCUGCUAACAUACACAGCCAGUACUUGUUCUGCUUGCCCUGUCUGCCUUUAAUUACUUCCCUGGAAGUGGUCUCUUAGAACCAGGUCGUGAAGUUAAAUGAUUUAUUGGGCAAGGGGAAGAGGGAAAAAAUGUGUUGAGAAUUUUAUCUGAGCCUUCAAAAUACUUAGCAGGAAAGGUGCUUUGCAGCUUCAUCCUCUGCAAAGCAAAGUGCCCUUUAAGUUUGGAAUUACAGAAAUAAAUUACAGACAGGACUUCUGGAGCCAGUGCAGCUGAGUCCCUUCCUGCAGCAAGAUCCCCAGCCCCAGUAAAGCUUGCACGAGCCCCAGCUAAUGCUCCAGGAAUGUAUUGCCAGGUGAACCACCUGAGAGGGAGGGACAGGCCUAAGAGAGCAACAGGAAGAAAGCUGCUGUAAAUACACACAUCUCCUGCUGGGGGGUAUCGGGACGCUCCUGCACAGGGAGUACGUACCUGCAGCCAGAGAUCAGCUACAGAAAAAAAACAGCCUACUGAGGUUUGCUUUGCGUGUAGGUUUUAAGACGUGUAGGAGCUUGAAAUAAUUUCUAAUUCAGGUUGGAUAACAUCUCUUGCUUUAGCAGAUUUGGUACACAUACACUGUGUGUGGCAGCAUUUGUUUCAACCAACUGAAGGGUUUUAGGAGACAAAAAUACUGCAGUUAUACCUCUUAGGAAUGGAUCCUGCUCUCACGUUGUUGCUGUCGGAGCGGAGUCCCUAACUUCCUCAUGACAGGGUCAAGCUGAGAACCCAACCCAGCAAGCACCUAAACCUUUCUUAAAGACAAAGCAGUACCACUUCCAGGGUCGUUCAUUAUGUUCCCAGGGUUCAGCAUUAAAGUGUAACAUCGGGCUGAAGUCACAGGCUCCCCUUUAACAUUCUGCCUCAGGCAUCAUCCUGCAGGCUGAGCCCCGUGUGCUCAACCCAGCAGUACUUGGACAUGGGCUCAACUUCAAGCAAAUCAGUAUUUGAUGUUGACUUCAAGGUGGAUUAUUUACCUGCCUAAAAUUAGGCAUAGUCAGUACUCCUAUAGUUAUAAAACCUCUCCCGUUAAACAUUUUUCAAGCACUUUGUUUUUUUUAAGUAUAGCAAAGAAGAAUUUUCUCCACCUCUCCUGUGCGCAUUAAAUGCACAGACACUGAAGUUUGCUGAAGUUGACGUGUUGAGCAGAACAUACCUGCGUCACCGUGAGAUCAGAGAGGUUUGAUGUACUCAGCCCUGAUCGGAGCAAGUAUAUUCACUGCAAAAAGUGGGCAGCUCUUAUUUUUAAUGUAACUAUUUAUGCAUGUGUUAAUGUUUGGUACCUUGUGUGUGUGCUCAUAAAACUGAACCUGCUGAGAUGGACCUCAGUGCUUCACAGACAUAGGCAUUGCUCUGCACACUCAAAGAGUCCUCUUGAUCUUGGCAGGAUGAGCUCUAGCUGAGAAAUAUUUUCGGUGAAUGUUUUUUCAGCUGGGGAAAAAGCACUCAACAGGAUUCACAACACUAACUAGACUCAGAAAGCUGCUAGCGGGGCGGCAGAACCGCUGUACGGAGCGGGCUGGUUAAGGCAGGGCACUGCCUGGGACACGAGGCGCACCCGGGGCUCCAGACAGGCGAGCACUUAGAAAAAUGGGCAGGAGCCUGGCCCCAGGGCUCCCCUGGGAAGCGCAGAAGCAACCUGGUGAGGCAGAAUUGGGCUCAGGGUCUUUCCAGCAGCCCAGGGGAGCGCCCUAACCCAGGGAGUUUGAGGAACUAGGGAGAACAACAGCACAUUCCCAAAGCCAGCUGUUCAUUUUCUUUACUUUUCUUAUAGAAAAAUCACAUUUAUUUUUUUAAUUUCAGUAAGAAAGAUGAUUAUUUUGGGUAUAAUCAGUCCCUUUUUGUUUCUGUGGCUGGUAAACCAAAAUUCAGCUUACUUAAAGCGUUAAACUAUUCAGGAAUAAAAGCUUAAGUGUGUGCAUAAGUUCUUCCAGGACUGAGGGUAGACAGGACCGUAAGAGAAGUGUGACUUGUUCUUCCCGCUCAUGCCCGUGAGUGUGAGUGCAGUUUCCGUAGCUGUGUCCUCAUUAGUCACAGCAGGGUUGUGGGGUGGCUGCUGGGAAGUGAGCAUUUCUGUAAGGCAGGUGGGUCGUGUUAAUGCACUUGUUUAAAAUGCUGUUUUAGCCUCGUUGGUUAAGUGCAUUAAAAUUAUUUAAAUGCA
Cygnus olor (mute swan) is the source of this 3673-nucleotide messenger RNA. It is a transcript of the gene BRD3OS, whose product is annotated as BRD3 opposite strand. Bases 758 to 1027 code for a protein of 89 amino acids. The transcript has 3 exons. Lineage: Eukaryota; Metazoa; Chordata; Aves; Anseriformes; Anatidae. The record is from RefSeq and is a predicted model, not a curated record.